Emiliania huxleyi CCMP1516 is the source of this 1411-nucleotide messenger RNA. Its product is annotated as branched-chain amino acid aminotransferase. Gene Ontology annotation, biological process: branched-chain amino acid metabolic process. Lineage: Eukaryota; Haptophyta; Isochrysidales; Noelaerhabdaceae. The coding region runs from base 21 to 1142 and encodes 373 amino acids. The record is from RefSeq and is a predicted model, not a curated record. The transcript has 7 exons. Gene Ontology annotation, molecular function: branched-chain-amino-acid:2-oxoglutarate transaminase activity.
CUUGCCCUGAUCACGGCUCGAUGCUGCGGAGAGCGUCGCGGCCGCUCAGCCGCGCGGCCUCUCGCCGUCGGCUAUACGCGACCGCGCCGCCGCUCCCGGAGUGGGAGACCCUCGGCUUCAAUGCGACGCCGACGGCUCGGAUGAUCCGGUACAACUGGAGCGCCGAGCGCGGCUGGGACGCGGGUGAGUCCUCGCCCGAGUUCACCGUGACGAUCCACGGGCUGUCCAACGUGCUGCACUACGGCCAGGGGCUGUUUGAGGGCCUCAAGGCCUUCCACUGCAAGGACGGCCUCGUGCGCGUCUUCAACUCGCACGCCAACGCCGCACGGCUGCAGAGCGGCGCCGAGCGGCUCGCGAUGCCGGUGGUGCCGCCGGAGCUGUUCGACGAGGCGGUGGACCGGUGCAUCCGCGACAACGUCGAGUACGUGCCUCCCUACGGCUACGGAGGCGCGAUGUACCUCCGCCCCUUCCUCUUCGGCCACGGCGAGAAGCUCGGCCUCGGCGCGGCGCCGCACUACUCGUUCUGCGUGAUCGCCUCGCCGGUCGGCGCUUACUACAAGGGCGGGCUCGAGCCGAUCGACGCGCUCGUGGUCGAGGGCUUCGACCGCGCCGCCCCGCGCGGCGUCGGCAACAUCAAGGCCGCGGGCAACUACGCACCAGACGUGCUUCCAUCUAUCCUCGCCAAGGAGAAGGGGUACCCCGUCUGCCUCUACCUCGACGCGGCGACGCAGACGUACGUCGAGGAGUUCUCUACCUCCAACUUCAUCGGCGUCACGGCGGAGGGGACAGUCGUCACACCAACCUCGCCCUCCAUCCUCCCCUCCUGCACCAAGGGGGUCGUCCUCGAGACGGCUCGCCGCCUCGGCAUGCGGGUGGAGGAGCGGCCGGUCAGCUUUGACGAGGUGGGAGGCCUCAAGGAGGUCGCGGCGUGCGGCACCGCCGUCGUCCUCACGCCCAUCUCCUCCGUCACGCGGGGCGGCACGGUGCACAGCUACGCAGGCUUCGACACGAUCGCCACGCUCUACAACGCGAUCACGUCGGUGCAGCAGGGCGAGGCGAACGACGCGCUCGGCAUCACGCGCGUCGUCGCCGAGCGGCCUCACGACCCGCCUUGCCGAGACGCGGAGGCGGCGGCGGCCUGAGGGUGAGGGGCGCUGGUCACGCCGCCGUGACGCCGCCGGCACACGCGGCGCGCUGCCUCGAGAGUACACCGUUUUGGGUAUUGCAUAGUUGCACCGUCGGCUGGGGGUGGGAGGGUACCCUCUCUCUCUCCGGAGUCACAUGAGGGGGGUGGAGAUGGUGUGAGGUGCGUUGCCGCAUGUGGAGGUUGUCCCUGCGGACCGGUGCACUCACCACACCGUCCCCUCUCUGCGACAUUAGUACGAACGAAAGGAGUGUACAGUGCCGAGUA